CGACGAGAAGCGAGAGAGAGAUCCCUCCGGUGAUACAGUGAAGCUACCACUCAAGCUUGCCUUUCCCUAGACCCAGAGAGGCCUCAGCACCUACCAAACUAACACAAACAUCUCUCAUUCUUUCCUCCUACAUCAAGGGUAGCUACCACUCUCCCUCCGUCGCCUCAUCAAGUGCUCAUGGCCUCGAGCUCAAACCCGGAGACCAUGGACAUGGACCCACCCGGCCUCUCCAUCGCCGUCGAGCACAACCCGCCGGAGUCGCGCCUGGUUCAGCUCGGCGUCAAGUCCUGGCCCAAAUGGGGUUGCCCGACGGGGAAGUUUCCGGUGAAGUUCGACGCGAGGCAGACGUGCUACCUGCUGAAGGGCAAGGUGAGGGCGCACAUCAAGGGCUCGACGGAGUGCGUGGAGUUCGGCGCCGGUGACCUUGUCGUCUUCCCCAAGGGGCUCAGCUGCACCUGGGACGUCGUCGCCGCCGUCGACAAGUACUACAAGUUCGAUUCAUCUUGACUUGACAGUUGACACCGUCUCCAAUUGCCGAUUUCAGUGACUAAUUCGCUUUCUAGUUAGAUUGGUGACCCCGUCCGUUAGCCUCAUUCUCUAGCUAAUUUGCUAGAUAAUAUCCAUCUCUAUUGUCUUAAUUAGUCGUGUGAAUGAUAAUCCUGUGUGUGAGGGGUAUCUAGCCCCUGUGUAGGUUCGUAGUUAUUCAGCAGCCCCAAAAAACCGGUCAAUGCAGUGGCCGUUCAAAGUAUUCUUAUUUAUUCCUCUGAGUGCAAAUCCAUUUUGAAUGCUUUCUUUGACCAGCUAGCA
Messenger RNA from Lolium perenne, 807 nucleotides. RefSeq lists its product as uncharacterized. The record is from RefSeq and is a predicted model, not a curated record. Lineage: Eukaryota; Viridiplantae; Streptophyta; Magnoliopsida; Poales; Poaceae.